GUCAAGAAAAACAAAAUGGCUGAAGAAGGAGACCACGAGCCUGUGACAGAAAAUCCCGAGGAAUCAGAAGAAAAAAUCGAAUAUCCUCUAAUAGUUCAAUACUGUGGGGGUAAAAAAUUUUUCGCAUGUUGCAUAUAAUUCAAACGUAUUUAACACUAAAAUACUUUUGCUGUUUUUUGUUUUGUUAAUUUGCCACUGAUCGUGGACUGGUUCGAUGAUUGUCUCCUCAUCCAGUUUGUAGCCUGCCCCUUGAGGUAAGGUUUUAUGAGGAUGCUGUUUUCUUAGUUUCCUUAAUCAGUUACUUUCUCUAGAUCUGUAUGUAAUGUUCCUUUUUUUAAAGUUGGUAUCUUGGUGCUACAAAUACACUUCACACUGAUGAUGGCGCAAUUUAAAAUUCACCUCAGUGUUGAGCAUGUCGAGACUAUUGCAAUUUCAACUAUGAGAAGUCUAUUAGGAUGGUUGAAAUGACUUUAAUACUCACCCCUAUAGUAUGUAUUAUGUUACAAGUCAAAUUUGAUUUCAGGUAAAUUUUGAUUUAACCUAGGUUGAUUCUAAAUUUCCAAUGUCUCCCAGCCAUAUGAGACAAAGGAAAUUGAGAAUCAACCUAGGUAAAACAAAAUCACCUGAAAUCAAUAAGAAUAUUGUGAAUUAUAAGGAACCUCACUUUAAUCUUCAUGAUGAGAAAAAGGUUUGGGAAAAGGGUGUUGCUCCUUAGCAACCACAGUAAUGAAAUAUUGGCGACAGUUUAUCCCUUUUGUUUUAAACAUCCAAGUAGUAUUUGUGAGAUUUCCAAACAUUUUUACUCAUCACACUGACACUAGAGUCAUAUUUUUCUCUGUUAGUACUGUGAGUACACUGCAGAAUAUGAGAAGUGUAAGGAAUGGCUCAAGUCAAAUAUCCCUGAUGCUUAUAAAGUCCUUAUAAACCAAGGUAAUUUAUUGAACACACUUCUGUUUAAUUUGUUUUGAAAUUUCCCCUGACAUAGUAAUCAUACUUGGGAAGAUUGGAGAGCACUCAAGAAGCACUUCUUGAGUGCUCUCCAAACUUCCGAAGUGUUAUGGAUGCACGUGGGAAAUUUGGAGAGCACAAGAGAAGCGUAAGAGUUGCUCGCAGAGUAAUAACUCGAUACUUGUGCAGUUAAUAGCCUGAACCAAUUCUUCCAUAACAAAGCUAACAAAAGCACUUGGAAAAAGUGUAACAAAAUGCAAAAUGCAAUGCAAAAUUCUUGUAACACGCAGCACAAAUGCUUCUAUUGGUUGGUUACAAACACGCCACAAUCGUCUAUUUGGAAGAAAAAUGUUUUUCUAAAACUGAGUGUGAAAAUUUGCUUUGUUAAGGUCAAUGGAAACUAAGCAGAAACAAAGGUAAAACAGUCUUUAAGUCCACCUAAAAUUAAAAUACUCAAAUGUUCAUAAGAAAGCGUGGAGUAUGGUUUGGAUCCGUUGAAACGAUUUUUAUGUUUUACUUGGUGAAAUCCAGGAAACUUGUUGUUUAGCGGAAACAACUUUCAUCCUUUGUUAUAUUUUAUUCAUUUGCGAACAAUGGAGGAAGUCUUACUUGUACUGUUCAUUAAGGCUUCUUGAGAGGACUGGGCUGCAAUUGUUUUUGUGAGUAAUAAAAUAAUAUUAUUUAUGUCUUUUUGUGUAAUUUGUCUUGUUAUUGUAGGGGAGAUUUUCCUGCCUUGGAUUGUUUGGUUAUAACAAAAGUGCAUAAUUUUUUUGCUAUUACUUUAUAAUUAACUUGUUUUCAAAAGGCUAAACAAACGUUAAAAACGGAGGCUGAGCACUUUAUACAAAUCGGAUAUCCUCGACACAGACCAAUUUGUGGUCUUUUUCCAGCUGGAUGUCAGUCUUAAUGCGAGACUUUUCAAUGACUUGAGGGCUCUGACUACAUGUAAUUUGCGAAACAUCUUCACCACUUUUGUUGUUGGUUUAAUUGAGUGACUAGAAGCUGAAUUCCAAAAAUGCUAGAAAGUUGUUCCUCACAUGUCAUCAAAUUUACGGAUGGGCGGGUAUAAAUAAAGGUUUUUUUCAUUGCGACUCAAUAGUACUUAAUAAAGGGCAAGCAUGCGCGCAAUGUUUAAAUGUCUUUUGUUAAUGUUAGCUGCUGAACAGUUAGCUGAAGUGGAUGUCAGUGAAGGUGCAGCAAAAAAGAAGCAGACAAGAGGUAAUUUUAACAGUUGAACCUCCGUGUGCGACCACCUCCCGUAAGCAACCAGCUCCCAUAAGGGCCACUUAUCAAAAAUACCAAAAUUUCCCCAGUCAAAGCCUUAUUGUUAGAACCUCUCAAGAAUGGCCACCUCUCAUAAGCAACUGCACCCACUUUUUGGCCUGACAGUUUUGUAGUUUUCCAUUGUUUUUAACCUCUUUUAAUCGACCACUUGAUGCAUGGUGUGCUCUCUUUGUUUACUGUAGGUACUACAAAGAACUUUCAGUAACAAAAUGGAACUACGCUUAUACAUAACUUAGAAAUUGAAUGCAUUUAAUUCUCUGCCACAAAGUUGAUGUGUUAGGACAUUUUCUUGGAAGGGAUCCCCUGUGGUUUGAUUCUCAUGAGCCACUACAUGUACCUCCCAUAAGCAACCAUAAAAUUGUCCCAGUUUUGAUGGUCAUUUACGGAAGGUUUGAAUGCACUUUCUUAUCUCCAGUGCCUCAUUAUGAUAUAUGAGGUAGUAUUAGUUGGUAAGAACUUUUUAGACCAUAGACCAACCCCAUACUGUACUUAUUCAAAUGAAAAAUAUGUGGCAGCACUUUGUUGUUGCUUAUGGCUGUCUUGGAAGUGAAUAAGGUGUUUAUAACCCUCUUAAUAAGAAUUUAAUGAUUAAAAGAAAAGUAAGAAGAUUCGAUUCCCUGAUUUCAUUGAUAAGGUCCAAAGUUACCCUGUUUCAAAAGUAGCUCAGUUGCUAGAGUGCUUGUCUGCAAAACAUGAAGUUGAAGCUGGUUCAAUUUUUGGGAUAUAACCAACACUUGCAUGUAUACUUAUUUUCUCAAAAGAAGUGACAAAGAAUUACUACAUUUCCCCUGCAAAUGGCCAGACCUUUGGGUAGUUCAGAUGAUGUAUAAAUGGCAGGCUGUGUCAGUAAGAGACAUACAGUCAUGUAGGAGUCGGUGUCCUUAAUAUUGUACUUGCAUGAUAAUUACGUUCAUGUGACCUUUAAAUAAAGUAGGUUUCUGAUGAAGAAAGCCCUCAUAACUGUAAGUCAAAUAAUGUGGUAUGCAUAAUUUGUUAGACAGUACUGUGUGUAAACACAUACUUGUUUCAUGUUUCCUGCUUUAUUCCUAGGUGGAAAGGGAGUUGUGAGAGCUCCUAAGAAAAAGGUAAUUUAAUAAGGCCCCCUAAAUUAUUAAAUAUUGUUUGUAACAGUCUUAAGCUUAGUAUAUUUUCUAAAUUUCAAUAGACUACUCAUUGGGUGGUGUGUAGUAGACCAGGUGACUUGUCCCUAGUCAUCCCUAUAUUUUGGAUGCAGGAAUCACACAAGGGGGGCAGUACAUGAGAAUCUUGAAUAUUAAUAGGAGACUUAGAGAUAAUUGGGGACAGGUCAGGUGGACAGGUCCAAUGCAUUUUCAUGUUUAAUUUUAGAGGUCACAUGAGGGUUGGCAGAGUCGCCACUGUGCUUUUUUUUGGGGGGAGGGGUGGGGGUUGGGUAGCAGCAUGCAUAGCGUCUUACCCCCAGUACUGACCUCUUUUUUUGGCUGCUUUACACUUAUGAGCCCGUAGCUGCAUUACCAUUGAGCAGCAGGUGACCUUUUCUUAUGUCUGUGAAAAUAUUUUGUGGGUACAAUGAACCAGGGUUGCCUUUCUGAUACAUUGUCAACUUGGAACAUCCUGCAUCAACAGACACUUUUGCAUCCUGGAUGUUGCAGAAAUAGAAUCUUUUAUAUGCUGCCUGUUCAGCUGUGUCAUGGAAGGACACGAUGCAACUUGGCUAUUAAUAGCAAUUAAUGCACCUUUUCACUCGUGAUUUGUUUAUGUUGACUUUGUCGUUGUUCUUAAUUAAGAAUGUGACCAAGAAAGUUGUACUUUCAAGAGCGCAAAGAAACAAAAAAAAGUAUGUGACUGUUGUGACUGGAUUAGGUACAUUUGGUAAGUGAAAAUUGUAUUAACUUGUUUGGUUGUUUUUAAAAGCACACUGGAUGGAGUUGCUACUUGUUGCUGGAUGAGGAAAUGUUGUGUUCAACAUUUUCUUGAUCCUCUACUAACCAUUUUUAAAAAAAUUAUACAGGCCUUGACUCUUAUCAUCAAGUUAAUGGCUUUUGCCUGGUCUUGGCUGCCACUGUAAGGUUUUUUUACACACAAACAUUAUGCUGUCCCACUACUAAAAAAUUUAUCUCCACCCUGGGGUAUGAUUAGGUAGUUUUAACAGAAGCUGGAAGUAGAUUUUAUAAUUAUUGCCCUGUAAAUUAAUAAUUAUGAUGAACUGAAAUUUCAACCAAGAUUGGUAAUAUCUGUGUAGUAACUUCAUGUACACCUGCUUUGUGUUCCCUUUGUCUUAGCAUAUUUUUAAAUAUUUUUUAGUUACAUGUACAGGUAAGAUAAUGGUGUCGUAAAAACUUUUAUCCUAAGGGAAUUUGUUAAAACUAAUUUGAGGGAGUAUUUGCCCCUGGAAAAUUUUCAUAAUUAUACUUCCAUAUUUGCCACUUAUUAGUCGGAUAUAUAUGUAGCUCCCAAUACAUUAAUGACUCUGUCAUUUUAAUGAGUAGUCAGUUUAUCAAUCAACCCUUUUUUAGUUAUCCAGGGAUUCACAAAGUAACUCAAUAAAUUAGUAAACCUGUGAGUGAGAAACGUAACUCAUCAAGAAACAUUUGCAUCUUAAAGGUUCUAAGCAGUUAUGUGCAAACGUUUUUUAGAUAUUGACUGCAAGAAGGCUGCCAAGGCCUUUGCUCAAAAAUACUCCUGUGGAUCAUCAGUGACAGGCCCUGAUGAAAUUGUCAUCCAGGGAGAUGUCUUAGACGAUCUUCUGGAUUUUAUUCCUGAAAAGUGGCCAGAGGUGACUAUUUUUAUCCAUUAUUCAUUCUUAUUUGCCCUAUCUUUUCACAAACAAUUAUUUGUGUUGUAACAGCAAAACAGUGUAAAGAAAUUUCUCUCAAUAUUGCUUUCAAGAGAAGAAAAUUUAAGAAGCCUUCAAAUGAAAGCUCCCAGGUAGAUUGGGGCAGGGAAAUGUGAAGGAUGCAUUCAAUAAUUGAUGAAGUAAAAAAUCCUGGGGGGUUUCCCCAUAAAGGCUUAUACAGGGAGGAUCUGCCUGAAGGGGGUACCUUUUUCAGGCUAAAGGGUAAGGAUUCACAAGUUGAAGUAUAUGAAAGGGGAGGAUAAUCGUUUAAGUAUUUAAAAGGUCUUUUAUUUAAAAUGCUUCAAAAAGAUGUGCCUUGCUAUAAUUAUCAUUCUAAUUUAUUAAAAUAAUGGUACACGAAAAUGACAGAGGGAGUUGCUGUUGUAGGCAUUUAUUCUUAUUCUUAGGUAUGUUAAAGGGGUACCAUUUUUCAGUGGAAGGCAUACAAAUAAUAUUAAAAGGGGUACCCUUCUGCGAAAAAUGGUGCAUAAAAGGGGGAAUGGUUGGACCUCUGGGCGAAGCCUUCCUGUAUAGAACUUUGGUUGAGUAACCCCUUUUCUAUUGUUUUAUAUCAAGCUUUACAAUUUGCAGUUUUCUGGUUAUAAUAUUUGUUAAAACACUUGCCUUACACUGUUAAAAAAAUAUUUUGAUGUUUUUUUGUAACUUUAGAUCGAUGAUGACAGCAUAGAAGAUCUCGGAGACCAGAAAAGAUAAUACAGAAUUUCACUGAAAAACCUUUGUGUAAUAAAUGUAUUUGUAUUGUAAACAAGGCAUUAAUAAAUCGGAGUCAAACUUUCUAU
This is a messenger RNA of Porites lobata, 5847 nucleotides long. The record is from the annotation of a GenBank genome assembly. NCBI's taxonomy places the organism in Eukaryota, Metazoa, Cnidaria, Anthozoa, Scleractinia, Poritidae.